Macrobrachium nipponense is the source of this 2287-nucleotide messenger RNA. RefSeq lists its product as uncharacterized. The coding region runs from base 30 to 380 and encodes 116 amino acids. The record is from RefSeq and is a predicted model, not a curated record. The transcript is spliced from 3 exons. Lineage: Eukaryota; Metazoa; Arthropoda; Malacostraca; Decapoda; Palaemonidae.
CUUUAUCGACUGAAGACACUGAGAAGUUUAUGGACUGUGAAGAAUUUGAAAAGACAUUGUUACAAACUCCUGGCCAACAAUCAUCAUACCUGCCUAGAAAUUCAAUAUUUGACACAUUAACUGAGUCCAUAUUAGCAGGAGAAGUUUGUUCAUCCUUAUUAACAAAUGAAGAUGUUCAGGAUGAAAUUCGAAGAGAAUCAAUUUCAUCUCGUAGACAGUCGCUGAUUAGCUUAGGAAGGAUGAGUAUUGGGUCAAAUAAAGGUUUGUCAGAGGCACUGUCAGUUUUCCAGCAUCGGAUGUCCACAGGUUGUGCUGGUAUAUUAGAUGAGAGUGAUUCAUGUUUGCUGUCUAUAUCAGUGGAUGAUUUUGAAGACUUUUAAGAUAUACUGACAAUUACAUCUAUGUACAUUGUUAAAAAGGUAGAAUAUUGGGUGAAUGACGAACAAGUCAAGGGUUGUGACUCAUGCACAGAAUUCUGAAUUUCAUUGGAUUGUGAAAUAUGAGGCCUAUAUUGCACUUUUGUACAUAUUGAAUUGUUUGAUAAUCCAAUAAAGUUGACUUUUAUUGGGAUGAGUGUUCAGUAGGAUUUACAUCUGGAACUGAUUUACUGGUUGAAAAAAAUUACAUUUGCAUUUCAAGUUUAAUGUCUAAAUAUGUUAUCAGGGUAGAUUUUUUAAAAGAUUUUAGCUUGAACAUAUGUGUUAUAACUAAAUACAGAAUAUAUGAAUGCUAAUUUUGAAGAAAUUCAAGAAAUUGCCUUUGCAAGGGAACCAGUCCCGUCGUAAACUAUGAAGAAACAUAGGAUUUCAUUAGAUAGCGGGGGCUUAUGGUGGUAAGCAAAUAUGAGCAAUUAAUCAGAAUUAUAGUUGUGAGAAUGGGCAAAGAGCAUUAGGAAAGCACAAAGGUCAUAAAGGAAGACCUGGACUAAAAGAGAAUUAGAGCAGAAAGUGAGCAAGACUAGAGAGUACUCACUUCAUGUUGAACCCUGUCACAGGUGAAUUUGACCUAAUACCUCGUAUAAUAAUAAUGAUUUGCACCAGCCAACUCUUUUCAUGAAGUGACACACCUUGACUCAAAGAAUAAUAGUUAUGGCAUUAAGUGACAUAAUCUCUUUCAGUGGGAUUACUAAAUAUGUUGUUUGCUUCUCUUUUAUAAAAAAAUUAAAAAUGUAGAGCAAAGUUUUGUAAAUAUGAUCACUUACACCACUUGUGAUUUCUAUCAUAGAUAGUUCAUAUAAAAUGCUAAACUUUUUAUUCUCCUUAGAUUUAAGGUAACAUUUCAGGUAAAAUUAGUAUGAAAGACAUCAAUAAUAAAAGACAGAAUUAAAUUUUGUAAUGAUGUAAAUUUUUCAUCAGAUGUAAUUUACAACUAGUGUUGUAAAGUUCUCAGUUUCUGCAGAAAAUAUUUAUAGUUGCAGUUACAGUAGAUGCAACUGAAACCAGAUAAAAUGCAACCUUUGAAAGUUCAUAAAAUUUCAUGUUUGAUCAUCUGAAGUUUAUGUUCGUUAGCUGUGUAUAAUGUAUAUUAAUCAUAUUUUGUGCAUGGUAUUGUGAUCAGGAAUAUUUUAUGUGCUUAAAAACAGUAGUGCUUUAAAGAGAUCAAACAGGUUAGGAAGGGUUUUUUAUUUACUGGGAUAUGGCUUUAAUAUUUAUAACAGUAAUGAAGGUUAUCAUUUACUACAGCAAUUUUAAGUCAAGAACCCCAUUCUGCAAUCCUUACAGUUUUUGCCCCUUUCAGUUAGAAAAGAUAUUUUAAGAUUUCAAUGACUUUCUCUUCCUAUACAAAUUGUUGUACAGCACAUGGAUGAAAUUAAUAUAGGCCAUUGUAUAGAUCUUCAGACAAACAGAUAUCUGCGGAGUUGGGCUGUUACUGUGUUUCUAUUAUCAUGGGGAAAAAUGCAAUUACAUUGUAAGUUUUGAUAAUAUUUUUCAGCGAAAGUCAUUGUAAUUCCGUAUAGUAAACAAAAUAUUCGUCAUACUCUCCCAUUUUUGAGGAUGGUGAGAAAUCCCUCAUAGCUGUUUUGGCACAAUAUACGUAGUACAUACACUUUGGAGUGGAAUCUAAACUUUAUUUAUUACAGUAUUAGUAAAGAUGAAUCCUUUGGGUUAGCCUUGUGAAAGUUAAAAUAAAAUUAGCUCAGUGGUAUGGUUGAACUACUUUAUGAUGACAGAAACAAUGAAAAUUAUUUCAUAAUUUUAGAUUUAGUUUUCCAAUUUCUAAUGAAAAUAAAAUAUAUCUGACACAAUAGCUUGCAAUUGGGGUUUUAUAUCGAGCUAAUGCUGGACCA